Trichomonas vaginalis G3 is the source of this 1089-nucleotide messenger RNA. RefSeq lists its product as uncharacterized. Lineage: Eukaryota; Parabasalia; Trichomonadida; Trichomonadidae. The transcript has a single exon. The record is from RefSeq and is a predicted model, not a curated record. The coding region runs from base 1 to 1089 and encodes 362 amino acids.
AUGUCAACACAGCAAAGGAUCAAAUCAAUUGCAAAUCCUCGACUUUUCCCACCUUCUUUAGAAUCAUCGGCUCGUUCACCACGUAAAAAGGCACUUGAUCCAAUGGUUCGCAGAAUGUUCAUAAAAAAUCAGAUGUCAAAUGAGCCAAAAACUCCUGAAGCGUUAGAAUUUCUUACACCAGAGUACUUAGAUCAACAGAGGAGAGCGUUAAAGCUUGAAAUCUCAAAUAUUCAGAAAGAAUUAUUACCGUUAAAACAACAAUAUGAAAAACUCAAACUUGCAGAAGAACCCCCUUCACCUGUAGGUUCUCCAACUCAACAAAACAACUCACCAAGAUCUCCUCGCAGCAAUGCAGGAGAUUAUUCACUUGAAUCUCCACGUUUUAAUGAAAAUAAGCAUAUAGAUUUUGCUCAAAUGGUUAAACAAAGCCAAAUUGAAUACGAAGAAGCAUGCUCUCAAAUUGCUCAGCUUCGAAGAAUUUAUUGUGAAGCAAAUAAACUUCGUCUUGAAGACCAAAUUCAAGAAUAUCAAGAUGAAAUUGAAGACCUUCGCAAAUCUCUUAACGAUUCAACGUACAAACUCAAUAAUGUUGUUUCUCAACUUGAUCAAAUUACAUCAUCUGAAGAAACAUCAAGGAUCAUUGAACAACAAGAUAAAAUUGCAGAACUGAGAGAUGAAUACAAUCGCCUUUUAGAUAUAGAAGACGAAUAUAUCAAGAAAAAUGAUGAUAUGCUUGAUGAACAGCCACAAUACAUUACUCUUGCAAACAAAGCCGAGCAACUUAAGAAAAAGCUAUCAACUAUUAAAUACAACUUAUCAACAAAGAAGGUUGAGCUUGGCAAAAAGAGAAAAAUGUAUGAUCAAAGAAUCAAAGAUUUACAAGAAGCAGUUAAUGAAGCAAAGAGAAAACAAAAGCAGAAGAAGGUAAAGAAGAUUUUCUUGUACGGAGUUACUGCAGAAUACGAAGAACCAAGGACAAAUCAUCAACCAACUCCACCUCCUCCAAAACAAGUCAAGAACCAUCCUGAAGAAGAGGAAAUCGUGGAAUACGAAUAUUAUUAUUCUGAUGAUGAAGAAAAAGAAAAAUGA